AUGUGUUUCACUAAAAAAGCAAAGAACUCGUUACGUGAACGCUCGAAAGUCACUCCGGCGCCGAGUGAGAGUUGUGAGAGCUCAAAAGAGACUUCGAGACUUUCAAGUAAGCGACAAGCGGAAAAGAAUGGAGGAACUGGAUUGGCAACGACUACUCCGUUGGCUCAAACGCCGGGAGUGGCUGCUGGAAAAGGCGUCAAUCAGAAGGCGAUGGUUGUGGUUAAGCCAUGGGUCCAGCGCACCCUGGACAUGGGUGUGCCGGCGUUGGUUGAUGAGUUCCGUGGAUUGGCCAGGUACACUCCAGAGGGGAUGACAACGGAGGCGUUCAAUGCGAAUAAAAAUAAGAAUCGAUACCAAGACGUUCCAUGCCAAGACAAAGGUCGAAUCGUUCUCAAAUUCCCUGGUCUCCAAUCGGACUACAUUCAUGCCAACUACCUUGGCACCGCCCAUAAUCCCAAAAAGUUUAUCUGUGCCCAAGGACCAUUGGAAAACACUCAACACUCGUUUUGGGCGAUGGCACUUCAGGAGAAAGUGGAAUGCAUCAUAAUGCUGUGCAAUUGUAUUGAAAUGGCGAAAAUCAAGUGUCAUCAGUAUUGGCCGUUGGAGAAGGAUCAGAAAUUGGUUUUCGGAAAAGCACCGAAUCAGAUUACUGUAACUAAUAUGGGCGCGAGAAAGAUGUCACCGGAGGAGCAGUGUAUUAAUGUGACUAGUCUGAAAGUGGAUUGGGUUGAAGGAUCAAGGACCAUUCAACAUCUUCAAUGGGAGAACUGGCCGGAUCGAGGAGUACCACAGACUAACCUUACUGCUAUUAACCUUCUCUCAGCUACUCGUGGCAACCAGAACCCAAUUCUGGUCCAUUGCUCAGCCGGAAUCGGUCGUACUGGAACAAUUGUAGCCAUCGCCUAUGUCCAAGACAAAAUGAUGGCUGGAGAGGAUUGUAUGGCGAUGAAUGAGUUGCUCAAAGAGCUCCGCUCCCAUCGUCCAUGGUCCAUUCAAAAUGAAUUUCAAUACCUGUACCUCCAUCGCGUUCUUCUCUCCUAUUUCCUCGAACGUCAUAAGGAUGCUUAUGAGGAAUUAUUGAUUGGAGAGAAUGGAAGAAAAUAUAAGAAAUGGGUUGAGGACUACGCCACCGCUACUGGAUCCAAUCUUCAGAAGUGA
Caenorhabditis briggsae is the source of this 1158-nucleotide messenger RNA. Lineage: Eukaryota; Metazoa; Nematoda; Chromadorea; Rhabditida; Rhabditidae. The transcript has 6 exons. Gene Ontology annotation, biological process: protein dephosphorylation. The record is from RefSeq and is a predicted model, not a curated record. The coding region runs from base 1 to 1158 and encodes 385 amino acids. Gene Ontology annotation, molecular function: protein tyrosine phosphatase activity.